Molecule: messenger RNA, 661 nt
Organism: Solanum stenotomum
Lineage: Eukaryota; Viridiplantae; Streptophyta; Magnoliopsida; Solanales; Solanaceae
Product: pathogenesis-related leaf protein 4-like
Exons: 1
Coding region: 83-562 (159 amino acids)
Cellular component (GO): extracellular region
Source: RefSeq, a predicted model, not a curated record
UGUAUAUAUAUAUAUCUACUAAUCUCACAUUCAUAAUCGCAAUAACUUGACUUUUUUAUCUCUCCACUAGACCUAAAACUCAAUGGGGUUGUUCGAAAACACAUUGUUCCUCAUUUGUUUCAUGAUAUUAGCCAUAUUUCACUCUUGUGACGCCCAAAAUUCACCCCAAGACUAUCUUGCGGUUCACAACAAUGCUCGUGCUCAAGUCGGGGUUGGGCCUAUGUCUUGGGAUGACGCCUUGGCAACCAAAGCACAAAAGUACGCCGACUCAAGAAGGGGUGAUUGCAACUUGAUUCAUUCUGGUUCAGGGGAGAACCUUGCCAAGGGUAGUGGCGACUUCACAGGGAGGAGUGCCUCAGAAUUGUGGGUGGCGGAGAAGCCAAACUACAACUAUGAUACCAACAAAUGUGCUAGUGGGAAAGUGUGCGGACACUAUACUCAAGUAGUAUGGCGUACCUCAGUUCGACUAGGUUGUGGUCGGGCUCGUUGCAACAACGGAUGGUGGUUCAUUUGUUGCAACUAUGUUCCUUCAGGAAACAUCGUCGGACGACGUCCUUACUAAAAGUAUGUUUACUUAUGACAUGUUGUAUGUAUUAUUAGUUAAUAAAAUUCCCCACCUUAUAUGUCAAGGGGUUUAAGGGAUUAAAUGGACUUGCAUAAU